GAAACAGAACAGAAAAGGCAAAGCAACAAAACGUAUUGUUAAUUUCGCUCUUGCAAUGAAGAAGCCAGAGCUCGUCUUCAUCCCCGCACCGGUCAUGGGCCACCUCAUAAGCGCGGUGGAGGCUGCAAAACUUCUCGUUGAUAUCAAUGACCGCCUCUCAAUCACGGUUCUCAUAAUCAAACCACUACUCGAAUCCGAGGUCACUGGCUAUGUCCAAUCCUUAAGCGCCACCACAUCUUUCUCCGACCGCAUCAGAUUCAUCGACCUCCCCCAGCCUCCUAAAGAUGAGCUCGCACACAUCCCACGUGCCAAAUUCUUCACUACUUACGUCGAGAGUCAUAAGCCCCUAGUCAAAGAAGCCAUCUUCACGCGCUCCGAAGAAUCAGUACUCACUGGCUUCGUCGUCGACAUGUUUUGCUUGUCGAUGAUGGAUUUGGCUACCGAACUCGGCGUGCCUAGCUACGUGUUCUUCACCUCAAACGUCGCUUUUCUUGGUCUCUUGUUCUAUUUGCAGACUCUGCAGGACGAGCAAAACAUGGACGUUUCCGAGUUCGACGGAUCGGAUUCCGAGUUGCCCUUCCCUGGUUUCGUCAACCCACUUCCGGCCAAGGCCCUGCCUACUUCUGUCAUACAAAAAGACUCGAGUCCCAUAAUCAGCGAGAUGGUCCGGAGACUUAGACAGACCGAGGGUAUUAUGGUAAAUUCAUUCGUGGAGAUUGAAUCUCACGCGCUCGAAUCCCUCUCUUAUGCUGAGAAUAUUCCACCGAUUUUCCCUGUGGGACCCAUAUUGAAUCUGAAAGGCGACGGCCAUGAUCAGUCCUGUUCGGGUGAGUUUGAUGUCAUGCAAUGGCUUGACGAUCAACCUCCAUCAUCAGUUGUGUUCCUAUGCUUCGGGAGCAUGGGAAGCUUCGGUGAAGAUCAGGUGCAAGAGAUCGCACGUGCAUUGGAACAGAGCGGACAUCGAUUCUUGUGGUCCUUACGCAAACCCCAACCGAAGGGCACCAUAUCACCACCAACAGAUUAUUCAAAUUUGGAGGAGGUUUUGCCAGAAGGGUUCUUAGAUCGAACGGUUGAGAUUGGAAAGGUGAUUGGAUGGGCCCCACAAGUGAGUGUUCUGGCCCACCCUGCAAUCGGAGGAUUCGUAUCGCAUUGCGGUUGGAAUUCCACUCUGGAGAGCAUAUGGUUUGGUGUUCCAAUUGCGGCGUGGCCAGUAUAUGCAGAGCAACAAUUCAAUGCAUUCCAAUUGGUCAAGGAGUUAGGAUUAGCAGUGGAGAUUAAGAUGGAUUACAACAAGGGUUUGAGGUUAGAGAUUGAACCACCCAUCGUGACUGUGGAAGAGAUAAAGAGAGGAAUAGUAGGACUAAUGGAGCCAGAAAGUGACGUAAGGAAGAAGAUGAAGGUGAUGAGUGAAAAGAGUAGAAAAGCGUCCGUCAAGAAAGGCGGUUCUUCGUACUCCUCGCUCCAAGAUUUCAUUGGUCAUGUUCUAGGUAACAUGCCGUGAAUUGAUGUUUAUUGAUUGAGGUCAAAUUGCCAAAGUUUUCAGUGUUAUAAAAUUUCCCCAAACUUUGAAUUUAAAAAGUUUUCAAAGAAAUACCUCAUUAUUUUUGGCAUAACCUGUUGGAAUUAUUGUUAGAAAUGUGGUAUUCAAAUCUGCAAAAAAUGAUGAAAUGAAGGUGGCAUGAAAUGGCAGCAAUGAGGCUACAAUUUGACAGCAAAUGAAGUUGCAAUCUGACAGUAAAUAUGGCAGUAAUUUAACUGCAAAAAUGAUGAAAAUGGAGUUGUAAAAUGACAGCAAAAAUGUGCAGCAAGCUAAGGUGCAAAUGUUGAUGAAAUGAAGUUGCAACGGGUAACAAAUAAAAUGCAAAUGCAUCAGAAAUGAAAGCUGCAAAGUGGCUGCAGAGUAACAGCAAGCAUGCGGGAAAAAGUGGUUAUACUUGUCAAAUUUCAAAUGUACUUCUAUUGUUUUUUAAUGUAAAAUAGUUGUUUAGAUUUGAAUUUUGAAUUCAAUUUUUAUUUUUUUAUAAAUAGGACACAUUGUA
This is a messenger RNA of Rubroshorea leprosula, 2039 nucleotides long. Lineage: Eukaryota; Viridiplantae; Streptophyta; Magnoliopsida; Malvales; Dipterocarpaceae. The record is from the annotation of a GenBank genome assembly.